Messenger RNA from Penicillium cosmopolitanum, 873 nucleotides. RefSeq lists its product as uncharacterized. The transcript is spliced from 2 exons. Gene Ontology annotation, cellular component: cytoskeleton. The coding region runs from base 1 to 873 and encodes 290 amino acids. NCBI's taxonomy places the organism in Eukaryota, Fungi, Ascomycota, Eurotiomycetes, Eurotiales, Aspergillaceae. The record is from RefSeq and is a predicted model, not a curated record. Gene Ontology annotation, molecular function: actin filament binding.
AUGAGUUCAACAACGACCAUGGAGAUCGAGGCCGGAAAGACUACUAAGGAGACAAGGCCGGCAUUGAACAUCUCAGCAGAUACUGCUGGUGGGAUUAAACGUCUUCACCAUAUUCCUUGGCCAGAAACAGCUCUGGAACGGCGCAGAUGGCAGUUGGAGCAGAUGGCAGGGGCAUUUCGCGUGUUCGCGAAACUAGGUUUUGCAGAUGGGGGCAGUGGGCAUAUCAGCGUGCGAGAUCCCGUUGACUCAAACACAUUCUGGCUCAAUCCUUAUGGUGUGCACUUUGGUCUGUUGACUGUGUCCGACAUGGUCCAGGUCAACGAUCAGGGAAAAAGGGUUGGUGGCGCCGACAAGGCCGUAAAUGCAGCUGGAUUUAUGAUUCACAGCGCCAUACAUGCAGCCCGGCCGGAUUUACAUACCGUGUGCCACGCGCACAGUCCGUAUGCCCGGGCUUGGAGCACUUUUGGGCGCCCAAUCGACAUGCUCAACCAAGAUAGCUGCAUGUUCUACAACGACUUGAGUGUCUAUCCUUCAUUUGGGGGUGUUGUCUUCGCUUCUGAGGAGGGAAAGCGCAUUGCACUUGCAUUAGGCCCGACGAAAAAGAACAUGCUGCUGCAGAACCAUGGCUCUCUUACAGCUGGAUCGACGGUUGGGGAGGCUGCAGCUUUCUUCAUCGCGCUCGAGCGGGCAUGCCACAAUCAGCUGCUAGUAGAAGCUGCCGUCGGUCCUGGAAACCUACAGAAAACCUUUGUUGGCGAAGAAGAGGCAGAAUAUACCAAGAAAGGGACGGGGAGUUCGGAGGUGAUGUACAUGCAAUUUGCACCGGAGUAUCAGUUGAUACUGAAGGAAUCCGGUGGUGACUUCUUACUGUGA